Molecule: messenger RNA, 1617 nt
Organism: Pipistrellus nathusii (Nathusius's pipistrelle)
Lineage: Eukaryota; Metazoa; Chordata; Mammalia; Chiroptera; Vespertilionidae
Source: the annotation of a GenBank genome assembly
AUGCAGGGAGCCCACGUGCUGCAGCUGCUGCUGCUGGGCCUGGGGAUUCAGCUGUCCCAUGGAUUCAUCCCAGCUGAGGAGGAAGACCCAACCUUCUGGAACUACCAGGCAGCCCAGGCUCUGGACGCCGCCAAGAAGCUGCAGCCCAUCCAAACCGCCACCAAGAACCUCAUUCUCUUCCUGGGGGACGGGAUGGGGGUGCCCACAGUGAGCGCAGCUCGGAUCCUAAAGGCACAGUUGAAUGGCAAGCUGGGACCUGAGACCCCCCUGGCCAUGGACAAGUUCCCAUACCUGGCUCUGGCCAAGACAUACAACGUGGACAGACAAGUGCCAGACAGUGCAGGCACAGCCACGGCCUACCUGUGUGGUGUCAAAACCAACUACCGGACCAUCGGUGUGAGUGCCGCGGCCCGGUAUAACCAGUGCAACACCACACGUGGCAACGAGGUCAUCUCCGUGAUGAACCGGGCCAAGAAAGCAGGGAAGUCAGUGGGGGUGGUGACCACAACGAGGGUGCAGCACGCCUCACCAGCCGGCACCUACGCACACACGGUGAACCGCGAAUGGUACGCGGAUGCAGACAUGCCUGCCCAGGCGCUGAAGGACGGCUGUCAGGACAUUGCCGCUCAGCUCAUCUCCAACAUGGACAUUGAUGUGAUCCUGGGUGGAGGCCGCAAGUACAUGUUUCCCAAGGGCACCCCAGACCCUGAGUACCCUGGUGACGCCUCACAGCAAGGAACCAGAGCGGACAUGAGGAACCUGGUUCAGGAGUGGCUGGCCAAGCACGAGGGCGCCCAGUACGUGUGGAACCGAACAGCGCUCCUCCAGGCGUCCCAGGACCCCUCCGUGACGCACCUCAUGGGCCUGUUUGAGCCAAAGGACAUGAAGUACGAGGCCCAACGAGACAGCAAGCUGGACCCGAGCCUGAAGGAGAUGACAGAGGCCGCCUUGCGCCUGCUGAGCAGGAACCCCCGGGGCUUCUACCUCUUUGUGGAGGGGGGCCGCAUUGAUCAAGGCCACCAUGCGGGAAAAGCCUACUUCGCACUGACCGAGGCUGUCAGUUUUGAUGACGCCAUUAACAGGGCCAGCCAGCUCACCAGCGAGAAGGACACACUGACCCUUGUCACCGCUGACCACUCUCACGUCUUCACUUUUGGUGGCUACACUCUGCGUGGCACCUCCAUUUUCGGGCUGGCUCCUGAGGCAGCAUCCGAUGGCAAGACCUACACCUCCAUCCUUUAUGGCAACGGCCCCGGCUUCGUGAUCAGCGGGGGCUCCCGUCCCAACGUCAGUGACAGCCAGAGCAAUGACCCCAACUACAAGCAGCAGGCGGCCGUGCCCCUGUCGUCCGAGACCCACGGUGGGGAGGACGUGGCGGUGUUCGCACGUGGCCCGCAGGCGCACCUAAUGCACGGGGUGCAGGAGCAGAGCGUGGUGGCGCAUCUCAUGGCCUUCGCCGCCUGCCUGGAGCCCUACACGGCCUGCGGCCUGGAGCCCCCCGCCAACGCCAGCAUCCCCGGGCCCAGCACCGACGCCGCGCACCCCGGGCCGUCCACGUCGCUGGCCGCGGUGACGGGGGCGCUGUGGCUGGCACUGCUGGGGAGAGUGGUGCCCUGA